Pochonia chlamydosporia 170 is the source of this 2307-nucleotide messenger RNA. RefSeq names its product secreted aspartic proteinase. Lineage: Eukaryota; Fungi; Ascomycota; Sordariomycetes; Hypocreales; Clavicipitaceae. The record is from RefSeq and is a predicted model, not a curated record. The transcript has a single exon. Gene Ontology annotation, biological process: proteolysis. Bases 1 to 2307 code for a protein of 768 amino acids. Gene Ontology annotation, molecular function: aspartic-type endopeptidase activity.
AUGCUGUCCUCUCUCUUUUCACUCGCAGCUUUGCCGCUUGCGGCCCAAGCUUUGGCCGAGUUUCCCAUGGACAACCGAAUGGUUCAGGAACCCGGUCUGAUUCGAUACCCCCUGGAUAUCUCUUCCGGUGCCCCAACCAAGAAUAGAAUGCUUCGACGCCAGAACGACGUCGGUGUCAACUCGGAAAAGUCGGGCUUCUUCUACUCCAUUGAACUCCAGAUUGGUACUCCCGCACAGCCCGUGCGAGUCAACUUUGACACUGGUUCUGCCGAGCUCUGGAUCAACCCCGUCUGCAGCAAGUCUACGGACCCGACGUUUUGCGAAAAGUUUGGCCGUUUCAACGGCAGUCAAACCUUUGUUGACACCAACACGACGGGCCAAAUCCGAUAUGGAACCGGCUAUGCCAAGCUCGAGUACGGCUACGACUACGUCCAGAUUGGAUCUGCCAAGAUUAGCCAGCAAAUGUUUGGAGUUGCCACGGACAGCGAGUUUGCCGUCACUGGUAUCAUGGGAGCCGGUCCUCAGUUGAAGGGCUGGAACAGCGACUAUCCUCUGGUCCUCGACAAUCUGGCGGCUCAGGGCUUCAUCAAGAGCCGCGCCUUUUCUCUUGACAUUCGUUCUAUCGAGAGCAAGCGUGGCUCCGUCGUCUUUGGAGGCAUCGAUACCAAGAAGUUCUCUGGUCACCUCGAGAAGCGUCCCAUCAUCCCCGCCACCGAGUCCCCUGACAAGCUGACCCGGUACUGGAUCCAUCUCGACGGCGUUUCCGUGACCAAGGCCGACGGUUCCAAGGUGGUCGUCUUUGACCAGGCCAACAGCCAGCCGGUCCUCCUUGACAGUGGCUACACCGUCUCUGCUCUGCCUACCAAGCACUUCAACAAGAUCAAGGACGCUUUCCCCGAGGCCACUGCUCCGCCUUCCGGCGACGAGUCUGGUCUGUAUCGAGUCCCCUGUGACAUUGGCAACAAGAAGGGUUCCGUCAACUUCAAGUUUGGCAAGACCGAGAUCAACGUUCCCUUCAACGACUUCAUCUGGAAGCAGCCCCAGAACAACAUUUGCGUUCUCGGUGUCACACCAGACGACGAGUUCCCCGUGCUUGGUGAUACCUUUUUGCGCGCCGCGUACGUCGUCUACGACCAGGACAACCGCAACAUCCACCUCGCCAACAACGAGGACUGCGGCUCUUCUCUCGUCUCCAUCGGCAAGGGUCCCGAUGCUGUUCCCUCUGUCGAAGGUGACUGCGGCAAGCCCAAGCCCACGACCAGCUCAACCACCAUUGCCUCCACCACGUCAACUCGUGCCACCACCUCGGCCACGAUUCCCACUGGCAACAACAGCACCGUCACGUCAUCCAAGCCAACGACGACUACUUCUGCUUCUGUUCCUACGGGCGGCAACAACAGCACCAUCACCUCCUCCAAGCCCACGACGUCGGCCCCUGUUCCCACCGGCGGCAACAACAGCACUGGCAUCACGUCCAAGCCUCUCACGACCACGUCCAAGCCUUUCCCUACCGUGAGCUGGCACAACACCACUGCUCCCCCUACGUACACUUCCACCUUCACCACCACCAACGUCCACACCGUCACGUCCUGCCCGCCGUACGUCACCGGAUGCCCCAUUGGAUCCGUCACAACCGAGACCAUUACCGGCACAACCACGUGGUGCCCGGGCAACACGACUCCCAAGCCUCCUCAGACCACCGAGACCGAGGCGCCAACGCCAACCAUUACCUCCGCCCCGAGCAUCACGUCCGUCUUCACCACGACCAAGACGCACACCAUCACGUCGUGCCCCGGCGAGGGUUCCUGCAACGGGGGACACGUCACUACCGAGGUCAUCACGUCGACCACGUACUUCUGCCCCGAGUCCACUGCCACCUUCACCAUUCCACGAACUCACACGUGCCGUGAGGGCGACAGCGGAUGCAAUCCUGGCGACGAGACCACCACCACUGUCACCGUCACUGUGCAGCCUCACACAACGGCCGACAAGCCUACUCCAGCCCCCGGAUGCGGUGACAACUGUGUUCUGCCACCUCCGGCUCCGACCCAGCCUCCUGCCCAGACCACGGCCGUCGAGACCCAGCCCAGCAUCACCGGCCCUGCCACCGUCCCCGAGCCUAUUCCAACAACUGUUCCUGGCACCAUUGGCGGCAUCACCACCAUGACAAAGCCGGGUGAGACUCCCUGCAGCACCUGCGGUGGCCCCGAGACAACCUCGCCGCCCAUGACGGCCGGCGCCGCUGGGUUCCGCGUUCCCGCCGUGGCUGGUGCCAUGAUUGUCGGGGCACUGGCUGUUCUUCUGUAA